This is a messenger RNA of Ictalurus punctatus (channel catfish), 3552 nucleotides long. It is a transcript of the gene gsk3ab, whose product is annotated as glycogen synthase kinase 3 alpha b. Gene Ontology annotation, cellular component: cytoplasm; cytosol; axon. The record is from RefSeq and is a predicted model, not a curated record. Gene Ontology annotation, biological process: negative regulation of canonical Wnt signaling pathway; regulation of neuron projection development; protein phosphorylation. Gene Ontology annotation, molecular function: ATP binding; protein serine/threonine kinase activity. NCBI's taxonomy places the organism in Eukaryota, Metazoa, Chordata, Actinopteri, Siluriformes, Ictaluridae. Bases 216 to 1538 code for a protein of 440 amino acids. The transcript has 10 exons.
ACGUUGCUGUACGUCAGGUCGGACCACACAACCAGACAGGGGGAAGAAAGAGAAGACGGAGUUACAGCCCCGCCGAUAUACCAUUCAAGCAGUCUUUAUUUAUUAUUUUUUUUAAAUAAUAGUUAUUGUGGUUUAAAUCGACAUAGCCAUCAAACGCCUGGCCCUAGUUAGUCGACACACGUUCCCCCUGCCCCUGCACACUCACAGAAAAGAAAAUGAGCGGCAGCGGGCGGCCCAGGACCAGCUCGUUUGCCGAACCGCCGGGGGCUCCGGGAGCCGCUGCAGCCGCCGCCGGAAGCGCCGUUGCGGGUGGAGGCUCUUCAGGAAAGUCCGGGGCUGCUCAGGCCUCCGGCGCUACUUCGACUGGCUUUGGAAACUUGAAGCUCAGCAGGGACAGUGGGAAGGUGACCACAGUGGUAGCCACACCUGGACAAGGUCCAGAUCGCCCCCAGGAAGUGUCCUACACGGACAUUAAAGUGAUCGGUAAUGGCUCAUUUGGAGUGGUGUAUCAGGCCCGACUCAGCGACAGCCAGGAGAUGGUGGCAAUCAAGAAGGUGCUGCAGGACAAGCGGUUUAAGAACCGAGAACUACAGAUUAUGCGCAAGCUGGACCACUGCAACAUUGUUAGGCUACGCUACUUCUUCUAUUCCAGUGGAGAGAAGAAAGAUGAAGUGUAUUUGAAUCUGGUGCUGGAUUAUGUGCCAGAGACCGUGUACAGAGUUGCACGUCACUUCAACAAGGCCAAGACCACCAUACCUAUCAUCUACGUCAAAGUGUAUAUGUAUCAGUUAUUCCGCAGUUUGGCAUAUAUCCAUUCCCAAGGCGUUUGCCACAGAGACAUCAAACCACAAAAUCUGCUAGUGGACCCCGACACUGCUGUUCUCAAGCUAUGUGACUUUGGCAGUGCGAAGCAGUUAGUUCGCGGCGAGCCCAACGUUUCGUACAUCUGCUCACGGUAUUACCGCGCACCAGAGCUCAUUUUCGGAGCCACAGAUUACACCUCUAACAUUGAUAUCUGGUCAGCCGGCUGCGUAUUGGCCGAGUUGCUGCUGGGCCAGCCCAUUUUCCCCGGUGACAGCGGAGUUGACCAGCUAGUUGAAAUCAUUAAGGUUUUGGGCACACCGACAAGAGAACAGAUCCGGGAAAUGAAUCCCAACUACACAGAGUUCAAAUUCCCUCAGAUCAAAGCGCACCCUUGGACUAAGGUGUUUAAACCCAGGACGCCUCCGGAGGCCAUCUCUCUGUGUUCCCGUCUGCUGGAAUACACGCCCGUGACUCGUCUCUCUCCGCUCGAGGCCUGCGCCCACGCGUUCUUCGAUGAACUGCGCCAGCCCAACGCUCGCCUGCCCAGCGGCCGAGAGCUGCCUUUGCUCUUCAACUUCAGCCCUGUGGAGCUGUCUAUCCAGCCACAGUUGAACUCCACUCUCAUUCCUCCUCAUGCUCGCUCGCAGACGACGCCUGUUUCCCACGAAGGCAGCGUGUCAGACAGCUCAGCCCAGUCCAGCUCUGCACCAGGAGCCCUGAGCAACAGCACCUGAGCAUUACCUCUGUCUUUCUGCACCGUUCUCCCUCACCUCCUCCUCCUGCUCCUCCUCCUGUCACCUGUCCCUCGUUCCAGCCUUUUCAAAGCUCCAGAACCCCGAAUCUGUUUCGCUCAGAUUCCCAACCCCUUCGUUACACAUUUAGCAUCUUUCAGGAGAACGUGUUUGUUUGUUUGUUUGUUUGUUUGUUUGUUUUUUGUCUGUUUUGUUGAUUUCAGGUAGACUUUGUCCUCAAGGUUUGCGACUGUGUGCUUGAAAGGUAAAGAAUGGUUUGAGGCAUUUCCCUGACCUCUAGUGGCAGGAGGAGAAAAGCAGAUUUUACUCCCCCUUCCCUCCUCCCUUCCUGUCUGCUCCAUCUCUGUGGAGGUCCAACCUUUUUUUUUUAUUAUUAUUUUUUUAUUAUGUUUUAAACGGAAAUACACCUCACAGAGCCACAACAUGCAGGUGUAUUCUUUUAUUUUAGUUUUCUCUUAAAGUGUAAUAAAUUUUAGCCCCCCCCUCCCCUUUUUCCGCACCCCCCCCUUUUUUUUUUCUUAAACGAGACCAUGUUCUUGAUAUGAGUGUUUUUAUGGAGCAGUGAGUAUAAGUGGCGGUCUUGUCUCUUUGUCCAGAAUUUUUGUUUAGGAAAAGGACGUGUGUGUGUGUGUGUUUUUGUUUGUUUGUUUGUUUUUCUUUUGGUGAACGCAAGCUCGGCCACUUUUCCUUCGCUGAUUGGUUAAAGUUGAAAGGGCUCCAUCUAGAGCUUAUCGUAAGUACCAAAACCCUGUCAGAGUUCAACGUGCUGGUGUAGGGUCAGACGUGUGUCUUUCACAUCCCCGUGAAUGUUAGUGAUAGGGAUGGAGAGGGCUGAUCCUAGAGCAGUACCGUUACUUAUGGCCCUGUACAAUUUCUGUAUGAUUUUUCUAUUCCUGCGAGGACAAGUGUGUGUGUGUGGUCCUUGAGCGUCUAGAAAUGUAAACGCACACACUUCUCCUCUUCUUUUUUUUCUUUUUUUUUUUUUUUUCUUUGUUCGUGGCCCUGGCAAUAUCCUCUGCUCUUGCAAAUCACACAGUUCUAUAGGAGUUUAGAUCAUAAUGAUUGUGUGCGCGCGUGCAUGUUUCAGUAGAGUUAGAAAAUUUAAAUAUUUAAAUGGCUGCUGAUCUGUGAUGAAUCUAUAUCAUUGUAAUUAUCAUAGAGCCCCACACACUCAUGUGCGCGCGCACACACACCCCCGGUGUCCCUCCACUCCCACCUGGAGCCGUCCAUCCGUCCCCCUCCAUCCCCACUUCUCCCUUCUCUCACUGCUGAUAUGUAAAUAUCAUGUACCUUUUACUUUUUGUUAUUAUUGUUAUUCUGUUAUUGUAACUUGAUUUUUAUUUCUAGUGGAGUAGUGCUGGUUCAAAUAGUGACCAGCUCGCUCUGUCUCCCUCUCUGUCUCUUUGUCUUUCUUUCUCCCAGUGCUCUCAUUUGUACAUAGCAUUUCAACUUGUCCCCCCUCCGCACCCCUGCCAAGGAACAGGAGGGGGGAAAUGGAACAAACCUGAGUCUCACUCUUUCUCUCUUUCUCCUUCCCCCGUCGCUCUCUCACCCUCUCUCUCCCGCAGUCCUUGUUCAUGUGCUCCCUUCCUCAUAAAUGUUAUUUCGAAUAUUUUAUUUAUUGUAUUGCAGACAGUGUUUUUUUGUUUUUCUUUGUUUGUUUGUUGUUUUUUUUUGUUUUUUUUUAAUGAUCUAACGGGGUAGAGACUUGUGUGUGUGACCUGUCAUUAGAACAACAUUCAUAUCCUAAACUUGAUAUUAUCCUGGAAUGUGUUCAAGAGUAUGAACGUAUUGUCCAGAACGUUCCGCGAGUCUCAUCGAGGUUCCUGAAUGUUCCUGAAGGUGCAGGCACACAGACGUACAUGAAAAAUAGAUAAAUGUGGACUGCUUAGCCCAUCCAGGACUCAAUGAAUGGGUUAAGUGAGGGAGAGGGAGAGAGAAACUGUGUUUUUGUUUGUUGGUAUAAAUAAGCUCAUUAAUAAAGUGAUGAAAAGUG